ACUCUCGGCUCCCUCUUGGUGGAUUUUCAUAUCACCUUCCAAAGGCAACCCUUCUCUCUCUUCCAUUCAUCUCAUCAUCAUCUUUCUCCCAACAAAUUAAGGAAAUCUCUGGGCAAUUAUUUCAUCAGGAGCACCCUUGAUUGCUUUCAUAGGCUCUUGAGAAGAAGACAGCUCGGGAUUUGCAAAAAAAAAAAAAAAUUGAAAUUUGGGGUUGAUAAGAAAUUAAGAAGCCAUGGAUGCUAAUUCUUGGGCUACUCGUUUGUCUUCUGCCUCCAAGCGCUAUCAAUCUGCUCUUCAAUCUCGAUCUGGAUUGAAAUGGGAUGGCUUUGAUGCAGAAAUGCUCAUGGGCUUUGAGGAGAUUGACAUGGAUGAUGAUAUAAGAGAGGAAUAUCCAUGCCCUUUCUGUUCGGACUAUUUUGAUAUUGUGGGACUCUGUUGCCACAUUGAUGAUGAGCAUCCUAUAGAAGCCAAGAAUGGGGUAUGUCCAAUUUGUACGAUGAGGGUAGGUGUUGAUAUGGUAGCUCAUAUAACACUGCAACACGGGAAUAUUUUUAAGAUGCAGCGCAAGAGAAAAUCCCGAAAAUCUGGUUCACAUUCUACUCUUUCUUUGUUGAGGCGAGAGCUAAGAGAAGGGAACUUGCAGUCCCUUUUUGGAGGAUCUUCCUGCAUAGUUUCUUCAAGCAAUGCAGCCCCUGACCCGCUUUUGUCCUCAUUUAUUUUGCCAAUGGUUGAAGAUUAUGAAAGCGUGCCAUCACACUCUUCAGCUGAGACGACAACAACCAAGAAAAGCACAACUGAAUGCACUUCGGAGAGAAAGCCUCCAAUGUCGGUCAAAGAUCAGGAGGAGAAAACAAAGAGAAGCGACUUUGUCCAAGGGCUGCUGCUGUCGGUGAUGUUCGAUGAUAAUUCCUAAGUCAUAGGCGACUGCAGUUGUGUUGGGGUCGGCUGGAAGACGGGGCCGCCAAUUUGUGGCGACUAUAAAUGCAUUGGCAUGGAAAAUGGAAAGUGAAAUAAGUUUGUAGCAAUAAAUGUAAUGUAUGUUAUGUAGAGGUUAGUUUGUAGGUCUUGAAGAUUUAUCAUGUAUUUUUCUUGUGGUUUCUGGUUCAUGCUUUGGUGAAGGAGAUGAUGUACUUCUCGCAUUAUUAUC
This is a messenger RNA of Salvia hispanica, 1147 nucleotides long. NCBI's taxonomy places the organism in Eukaryota, Viridiplantae, Streptophyta, Magnoliopsida, Lamiales, Lamiaceae. The record is from RefSeq and is a predicted model, not a curated record.